This is a messenger RNA of Plasmodium vinckei vinckei, 432 nucleotides long. Its product is annotated as actin-depolymerizing factor 2, putative. The record is from RefSeq and is a predicted model, not a curated record. Gene Ontology annotation, cellular component: cytoplasm; actin cytoskeleton. Gene Ontology annotation, molecular function: actin filament binding. The transcript is spliced from 2 exons. NCBI's taxonomy places the organism in Eukaryota, Apicomplexa, Aconoidasida, Haemosporida, Plasmodiidae. Bases 1 to 432 code for a protein of 143 amino acids. Gene Ontology annotation, biological process: actin filament depolymerization; cell motility.
AUGGUUUCAGGAGUUCAUGUAUCCGACGAAUGUAUUUACGAGUUUAAUAGGUUGAAAGUCAAGCAUUUGCACAAAUAUAUUAUUUAUAAAAUAGAAAACUUGCAGAAAAUUGUUGUAGAUAUAUUAGAGCAUGAUAUGGAGUUAACAUCAUUAGACAAUAUUAUAAUGCGCAUUAGAAACAAUUUAAAGAGCACAGAGUGUAGAUAUAUUAUUGCAGAUAUGCCUGUCCCAACUCCUGAAGGAGUACUGAGAGACAGAAUCUAUUUUAUUUUUUGGUCACCAGGUUUAUCGAAACCAAAAGAGAAAAUGUUAUAUGCUGCAUCUAAAGAAUCAUUAGUUAGAAAAAUUAAUGGAAUUUUUAAAAGUUUAGAAAUUACUUGUGAUAUAAAUGAAUUUGAAGAAGAACUUAAGGGUAUUAUUUUAAACACAUAA